UGUCCUAGAAAGAAACUCCAGGCAUUAACACCUCCCGUCCUCGCGUAUUGCCAGAGUAUGAUCAGGGAAUGGGAGAAUGGCUUCCAGAAGACUGGGAAACAGAGGCCCCAAGAAAGGAAGGCUGCAGAGGGCAGGUGGAGGAUGAGUGGGGCGCCAGUCAGAAUGUCUAACACAAGCGAUUCCUUUUGGGAUAAAGCCCCCCUGUGCUGUCAGCGGGGUCUGAGUUCUACUUCAUCGUUGGGGAUAUGGACCAAAUCCUACAAAUCAGAUCCACGCAUCGCCCUCGGAAAAUACUCCCCCUUGGAAAAAGAGAUCCUACGGCUGGGUGGCGUCCACACCACGGCGGCAAGGAGAUUUCUGACCCGCAAGCAAGAGGAGGAGUGGCAAAUGCUCAAGGAGCUCCAGUCGCUGUCUCCGGACUACAAACGGGCGCUGGAGCUCGGAACACAGCAUCCCCGUCCCUGUGCCGCCUGCAGGCCCCUGGAAAAACUAUGGACGGCCAAGGUGAUCGUGCCCCCAGAGGAGUUCAGAAUGCCCCAGCGCGAGAAGCUCACUGUCGUCAGGCACGUAGAACGGAUGCAGCUUGCUCGAGCCCUACGGGAUAAGCAGCGGUUGCUCUACAUCGAGAGGCUCAGGGGCUCUUCGUUUCUGUCGGGAGGGGGCCUGGGCCCAACGGCAAAAGACAAGACCAGGGAAGACGAGGACAGCGAGGUCGUGGCUUUCUACGACUCUGCCAAGCAAGAGGAGAGAGGCGAGGCAGAGAACAAAGCCACCAGCAGACGAGAAAUAAAAAUGAACGUCAUCUUCAAGUCAGAAGAACCGAAACAAUGUGUCACAUGCCAUCCAAAUGAUCAGAAACCGUUCUUCCCCACCAAGAAAGCGGAACGGUCCAUCACUGGCCUAACCAACCGAAAUCUUUUCCGCUUAGCUGAGUUCCCUGGUGACCUAAUGCUGAUGAGUCAGGAUUUUAUUUCCCGGGGGGUCCACCCCGCUGAUAUGACAAAGGCCAGCCUCCUGGGGGAAGACAGCGUCUGGAAAGGGUACGUGCACAAAGCUCUUUAGUAUUAAAGUCUUACUUAUUGCCAUGGUAACCAAAGACCCUGGUCCUUUUCACUCCUGCAGCUCUGCCCCCGGGAUCCUGGGGUCUCCAGGCUUCUCAGGGUAACACCUAACAGCAAGGCUUCCUGGUUUCAGGCAUGUCUUCGCUCUUGGCUCUCAGCUGGCACCGUCAUCCCAGAGCCCAGGCCUUUCCAGCAUGCAGGCCUCCCCGCUUUGCCUUAUUUCCAGGGGUCCUAUGUCAGUUGCCCACGCCUGUGAAACAAAUCACCCUCAAAUCCAGUGGCUUAAAACUGCAAUCGUUAAUUUAGCUUGAAAUCCUGUGGGUCAGCAAUUUAGGCUGGGCUCAGUUGGGUUCCUCAUGUGUCCACAGUCAACCACGGGUCAGUUAGGUGACUCUCCUGAGGGUUGACAGCUAUCAGCUGGGUCAGUGGAAGUGACUGGGCCACAUGCUUCCUUGCCGCAGCAGGCUGGCCCAGGCCCGUUCACAGGGCCACUGCAGGAUCCAAGAGAGUAAGUGGAUGUUUGCAAAGCCCCUGAAAGCCAAGACUCAGAACUGGCACACCAUCCCUUUGUCACAUUCUGUUGGCCACAGCAAGAUACGAGGGUGGGCAAGUGGACUUCAUCUCUGGAUAGGAAGAGGAGGAGGGUCAUACUGCAAAGGGCACGAACACAGGGAAGCAGGUACGGCCGGGACCAUGACUGCAAUCACUCCACCACUGAGUCCCUGGAGCUGGGACCAACCUAUAGCCCAGAUGGGGAAAAGAAUGUUACUCAAGGAGAA
This is a messenger RNA of Prionailurus viverrinus (fishing cat), 1840 nucleotides long. RefSeq names its product chromosome D2 C10orf120 homolog (gene CD2H10orf120). The record is from RefSeq and is a predicted model, not a curated record. The transcript has 3 exons. Bases 58 to 1062 code for a protein of 334 amino acids. Lineage: Eukaryota; Metazoa; Chordata; Mammalia; Carnivora; Felidae.